GCACGACGGUGUGUGGAUGCUCUAUGCGGGUCAGUGCUCACAGGCAGCGGCAAAGAAGCUGUGGAAACGGCAAGGGGGAGAGUCAGGCGAAGGAGAAGAGGCAAGGGCGGGGACAGCCAGGCAAGGCAGUGCGAGUGAAACGCGACUGGUCGCAAGAAGACAUUGGUAG
Molecule: messenger RNA, 169 nt
Organism: Prorocentrum cordatum
Lineage: Eukaryota; Dinophyceae; Prorocentrales; Prorocentraceae
Source: the annotation of a GenBank genome assembly